AACUGUAAAUGAAACAAAAAAGAGUAUUAUGUUGCUGGGUUUAUCCAUGGCUUUUAACAGUUGAUUUGAAGCUUCUAAAGGCAAGUCAAGUAUUUACUGCCAAAUUCUGGAACAUAUUAUAGGCAGGUCACUGUUGCUGUAGAAGCAGUCUGGUCUUUGCCUGGUUUACUGGUUCAUCGUUAAAGGUUAAAAAAAGGUUAUUUCCGAUGGAGAACUCGAUGGGUUUGCUCAGAAUUCAUGUGAUACGAGGAGUUAAUCUUGCAAUCAGAGAUGUCAGGAGCAGUGAUCCUUACGUGAUUAUCAGAAUGGGAAGACAGAAGUUGAAGACUCGUGUUGUGAAGCGGAAUCUGAAUCCUGAGUGGAAUGAAGAGUUGACCUUAUCAAUUUCUGACCCUCCUGUCCCAAUCAAGCUUUUGGUUUAUGACAGAGAUAGAUUCAGUCCAGAUGACAAAAUGGGGGAUGCAGAAUUUUACAUCACUGAUUAUUUACAAGCUCUGAGGAUGCAGUUGGAAGGCCUCCCAAGCGGAACCAUAAUCAGAAAAGUCCUGCCAAGCAGGGAAAACUGCCUAGCUGAAGAGAGUCACAUUAUCUGGGCUAAUGGUAAAGUUGUCCAAAACAUGUUUCUUAGAUUGCGGAAUGUUGAGUGCGGUGAGGUAGAAAUCCAGUUGCGGUGGAUUGAUAUACCUGGUUCCAAGGGUUUGUAAUCCACAACAACUGUGUGUUUGGUAUGAAGCUUAGCGUAAUACAAGGUUUUCAGCAGCACCAAGUUUCUUAACUGGUUUUUAGAUGCUUAAACAUGGUGGGCAUACAGGUCUACUUGCCUCCCAUUUGUUUGUUGUCUGUAGGACGGCAUCCUUUUGUAACAUAAUGUAACGUGGUUUAUUAUUUUGUUUUGA
Molecule: messenger RNA, 896 nt
Organism: Mangifera indica (mango)
Lineage: Eukaryota; Viridiplantae; Streptophyta; Magnoliopsida; Sapindales; Anacardiaceae
Product: protein C2-DOMAIN ABA-RELATED 2-like
Exons: 4
Coding region: 207-704 (165 amino acids)
Source: RefSeq, a predicted model, not a curated record